Messenger RNA from Habropoda laboriosa, 1516 nucleotides. RefSeq names its product facilitated trehalose transporter Tret1-like. Gene Ontology annotation, molecular function: transmembrane transporter activity. NCBI's taxonomy places the organism in Eukaryota, Metazoa, Arthropoda, Insecta, Hymenoptera, Apidae. Gene Ontology annotation, cellular component: membrane. The record is from RefSeq and is a predicted model, not a curated record. Gene Ontology annotation, biological process: transmembrane transport. Bases 95 to 1516 code for a protein of 473 amino acids. The transcript is spliced from 3 exons.
UGAAAAGAGGAACGCCAGCGUGAAAUCGUUGUUUUUCCUGGUGGCAUCGUUACGUUUCAUCGCUAUCUCUUCCGUGAAAGAAGAAAUAAGAAAGAUGGAUAAAUCGCUCGUUAAGAGGUGGCCGCAGUAUUUAGCAGCGAUUACAGCCACCUUAUCAAUGGCAAUGUCGGGCUCUCACAUAGGCUGGACGUCCCCGAUAUUACCAAAAUUGAAAUCUCCAGACUCCCACGUGCUGAUUACCUCGGACGACGCAUCCUGGAUCGCUUCGAUGGCUCUCCUCGGCUCUGUACCUGGCAAUUUCCUCGCAGCUUUCAUCGUAGAUUGGCUGGGCCGUAAAAUUUGCCUCCUGAUAGCAGGAGUACCGUUGACCGUUAGCUGGAUCUUGAUCAUCGUCGCCUGGCACCCUUACGUCCUCUACAUCUCCAGAUUUAUCAGCGGCCUUGGAGUUGGCCUAGCCUACGUCGUUUGCCCUAUGUACAUCGGUGAGAUCGCCGACAAAGAUAUCAGAGGAUCCCUCGGGUCUUUCAUCAAGUUGAUGGUAACUUUCGGCGAAUUGUACUCUCACGCGAUCGGUCCAUUCGUGUCGUACAAUUGUCUAGCUUACAGCUGUGCUGUAAUACCUGUACUGUUCUUCCUGACGUUCACCUGGAUGCCGGAAUCACCUUACUAUCUGUUGAUGAAGAAUCGCGAGACUAAAGCGAUGAGCAGUCUGAAAUGUCUCAAGAGAUACGCGACGGAGGAACAAUUGGAGGAAGACCUGCAACAAAUGCAGAAAACCGUGAUUCGCGAUCUCACCGAUAAAGGACACAUUUGGGAUCUAUUCGAUAUUCCGGGCAACAGAAAGGCUGUGUUGAUCAGUUUCGGUCUUCAAUUGGUCCUGCAAUUCAGCGGCCUGGCUGCUAUAGAGUCUUACACUCAGGAAAUCCUCGAAGAAGCUAACACCAGCUUAUCUGCCGGCGUUGCGGUGAUCGUUUUGAGCGUUCUUCAGUUGGUCGCCGGUGUCGGAGCUGCAGCUUUGGUUGACAACGUGGGAAGAAAACCGUUGCUUCUCGUGACAACUUUGCUGGGAGGGCUGUCUUUGGUCGUAGCUGGAGCAUUUUAUCUGUUGAAAUUCUACAUGUCCGUGGACAUGGCUGGUUUCGGUUGGAUUCUUCAUGCCUCUAUAAUCUUCUACGAGUUGAUUAUGGCGUUAGGAUUGAACCCGUUGUCUUACAUGAUGCUAGGAGAACUUUUCCCGACUAACAUUAAAGGAGUUGCCGUUUCCAUGGCGAAUCUGUGGGCCUCUCUGUUGGCAUUUAUCGUCUCGAAGAUGUAUCAGGUUGUUUCCGAUUCUUGCGGAGUUUACACGUCUUUCGGUUGGUUCGCGGCUAGCUGCUUCCUCGGAAUUAUCUUCAUUAUCUUCAUGGUCCCGGAAACGAAGGGAAAGUCGCUGUUGGAGAUUCAGGAGGAGCUGAAUUGUAAGAAGAAGAAACAGCCGAAGAGUAUGAAAGAAAUUCACGUGAGUACGAUAGUUUAG